AAUGCCAACUAUUUUUUGGUUGGAAGGGGACAUCAUCAAUCCAAAAACCCUGCUAGAAAAGGAAAACAAGGGAAGCGGAAUCAUUCUUCCUCGAUGACGGAGAAACGAGAAUUCCCGGCGUUUCCGUACAAGCCGUAUUCGAUCCAAAUCGAUUUCAUGAAUGCGCUCUAUCAGUUUCUGGACAAUGGAGGCGUUUCCAUGCUCGAAAGCCCCACUGGUACUGGAAAAUCUCUAAGCAUUAUCUGCAGUGCUCUCCAGUGGUUGAUUGACCGCAAGGAGAAGGGCAACUCUGAUUUAACUGAAGACUCCGACAAGGUUGGUGCUGAGGACGAGCCCGAUUGGAUGAGAGAUUUCACUCUCAACGAUAAUAGAACCAUUGAUGAUGAUGACAAGAGCUCCAAAUCCUCAUUUCGGCUCAGGAAACAUGCCAAGGAAAGGGUUCCCCAACUUUUCCCUAACCCCACCACGGAAGGCGACGUUUCUGUAAGCAAAUACGAGGCCGAUCUCAACGAUCAAGAAUUUUUGUUGGAAGAUUACCAAAGCGAAGAUGACUCAUCUCGCAAGUCCAAGAGAAAAACUGCCGGAGGUUUUGACAGUUCAUCAGAGGAUGAGGACGACGAGAAUGGGUGCUCCGAUGACGAACAAGGACCCAAGGUUUUCUUUUGCAGCCGAACACAUUCACAGCUUUCCCAAUUCGUCAAGGAGUUGCGCAAGACUGUGUUUGCCAAAAAUAUCAAUGUUGUUUGUCUCGGCUCCCGAAAGAACUUGUGCAUAAAUGAAGAUGUUCUUAAGCUUGGUAAUGUGACCCGAAUCAGCGAGAGGUGCUUAGAGUUACAAAAGAAGAAGAAAUCUCAAGUCUCUAAAAAGAAGAAUUUAGGUACAAAUGUAAAGGUAGGACGAACCAAAGCUUCUUGCAGAUGCCCAAUGCUUAGAAAACAUAAACUACAGAGAGAAUUCAAGGCUGAGAGUUUUCAACAAGAAGCCAUGGACAUUGAGGAUCUUGUUCAGCUUGGACGAGAAAUGAGAACUUGUCCAUACUACGGUUCCAGAAGAAUGGCCCCGGCAGCUGAUCUUGUUAUUCUUCCAUAUCAGUCUCUUCUAUCAAAGUCUUCACGAGAAUCUCUUGGUCUAAGCUUGAAAAAGAGUGUUGUUAUCAUAGACGAGGCUCACAAUCUGGCUGACACUCUUCUCAGUAUGCAUGAUGCAAAAAUAACAGUGUCACAGUUGGAUGAUAUACAUUGCAGUAUAGAGAGUUAUCUGGGAAGAUUCCAGAAUCUCUUGGGAGCUGGAAACCGGAGAUAUAUCCAAAUUCUUUUGAUUCUCACCCGAGCCCUCCUCAAACCCUUUACUAGUGAUACAAUUCUGAACAGCGUAAAUGUUGGACUUGAUAAUGGACACCCCUCUAAUAGCAAUCCUUGCGGUGCUUGUUCAAUGGCAAUAUAUGACUUUUUAUUUUAUCUUAAUAUAGACAAUAUCAAUUUGGUCAAGUUACUUGCCUAUAUAAAGGAAAGCAAUAUCAUUCAUAAGGUCAGUGGGUAUGGGGAGAGAGUUGCUAUGUUGCAGAAAGAUCCAGUGGCACAUGAGCAAACGAGCAAGUUAACAAGUUUUAGAGCGUUUUCUGAUAUGUUGGUGGCACUCACUAACAACAAUGGUGAUGGGCGGAUAAUAAUUUCAAGGACGAGUUCAUCUACCUCUGGCCAACAAGGAGGGUACAUCAAAUAUGUUAUGCUUACUGGAGCGAAGUUAUUUUCAGAGGUGGUGGAUGAAGCACAUGCUGUCAUAUUGGCUGGUGGGACACUUCAACCUAUAGAAGAGACAAGGGAACGACUCUUUCCAUGGCUACAAUCGAAUCAGCUGCAGUUCUUCUCAUGUAGUCACAUUGUUCCCCCUGAGAGCAUAAUGCCAAUCGCAGUUUCACAUGGUCCUUCGGGUCAGUCUUUUGACUUUAGCCACAGUUCAAGAAGCUCAACAGCAAUGAUACAGGAGUUAGGACUCUUAAUGAGCAACCUGGUGGCAGUGGUUCCUGAAGGAGUUAUCGUCUUCUUCUCCUCCUUUGAGUAUGAAACACAGGUGCACACAGCGUGGAGUAACUCAGGGAUACUCAGAAGAAUUAUAAAGAAGAAGCGUGUGUUCAGAGAACCCAGAAGAAACACUGAAGUAGAAGCUGUUCUCAGAGAUUACAAGGAAACGAUAGAAAGCGAAAGAGGGGCAAUAAUGCUAGCUGUGGUUGGUGGGAAGGUGUCAGAAGGAAUCAACUUCAGCGACAGCAUGUGCCGGUGUGUUGUGAUGGUUGGUCUGCCGUAUCCCAGCCCGUCUGACAUUGAGUUGUUAGAGAGAAUAAAGCAUAUAGAAGGUCUUGGAGAUUCUGAUUCCGCAAAACCUUCUGUGACAUUGGUUGAUGAUUCUUACUACAGUGGAGGUGUUCAAGCAGGAUUUGGCGUGUUAAAGAGCUGCAAACGGAGAGGAAAAGAAUACUAUGAAAAUUUGUGUAUGAAAGCAGUUAACCAAUCAAUCGGUAGGGCCAUCAGGCACAUAAAGGAUUAUGCAGCCAUUUUACUGGUAGAUGGUAGAUAUUCCAAUGAUCCAUCCAAAAGAACAUCACCUCCAUCCAACAAGCUCCCAAAGUGGAUCAAAGAUCGUCUUAUUUAUUCCACCAAAGGCUAUGGAGAUGUUCACAGACUGUUGCACCAAUUCUUCAAACACAAAAAUAUUGAAAAUUCAUAUGAAACAAUUCAGCAUUAGUGACAGAGUCUGUGAUUGGAGGACAUCCUUGGCACUGAGUUUCUACGUAAACCAUUAGCAAAAAAGUGGAAGGAGAAGAGCAUAUAGAAUUUCAUUUCAUCUGUUUUCUUUUGGGUUUGUAAUAAUUUUUGAAUGUCGCUGUGAUUUCUGAACUAAUAAUAUUUAACUACA
Molecule: messenger RNA, 2913 nt
Organism: Capsella rubella
Lineage: Eukaryota; Viridiplantae; Streptophyta; Magnoliopsida; Brassicales; Brassicaceae
Product: ATP-dependent DNA helicase DDX11
Exons: 9
Coding region: 94-2742 (882 amino acids)
Biological process (GO): nucleobase-containing compound metabolic process; establishment of sister chromatid cohesion
Cellular component (GO): nucleus
Molecular function (GO): DNA helicase activity; DNA binding; ATP binding
Source: RefSeq, a predicted model, not a curated record